AUGCCCGGUGUCGGCGACCAGCAGACGUCGCUGAAGUUUGCGCGCCCGGUUUGCAAACCCCACGUCCGGAAGUUCGCGCGCCUGCUCGAGCGGGUCGUCACUAACCCGAAUUGCGCCUCCCGGAUGCGGUGGUACGAGGGGUUCACCUCAAACGAUGGGCACGAAUUCACGAUGGAGAAAAGCGCGGCCAUGCUCUCGGGGCUCGUCAAGCAAAUGGUUCAGAUCGUAAAAUGGUGCGAGAAGCACAAGACGAUGCCGGAAUGGGAAGAGGAGAAGUGGUGGCUGAACUCGCGCGACUCGGCGAUGACCAAAUGGGAAGACGACUUCAUGGCGGACGUUGACGAGCUACUCUUUGAGCUGUUUUGUGCAGCCAACUACAUGGACAUCAAGUGCCUCACUGACAAGUGCGCGGAUACCGUAGCCCUGAUGGUGAGGGCAAAAACGUGGAGGGAGAUUCGGAAAAUCUGGAUGCUGGAGAACGACUUCACGCCCGAGGAGGAGGAGGAGAUGAAG
Mesorhabditis spiculigera is the source of this 513-nucleotide messenger RNA. The record is from the annotation of a GenBank genome assembly. Lineage: Eukaryota; Metazoa; Nematoda; Chromadorea; Rhabditida; Rhabditidae.